AUGGCCACUCAAACCACCACCAUCUCAGAAACCACUGCUCCAGCACGGACAUCGGCACAGGAUCCCAAUGAGGAACUGAUAGAGAAUGCUCUCAAAGUGCAUACGAAGCCAUUAUGGACACAAAUGGCAAAAUUAAACCCGCCCGCUCCCAAUCCCACAGCCAUCCCAUAUAUAUGGAGAUACGAUGAAGUACGGCCCAGCCUACUUCGGGCAGGAGAAAUCGUUCCAGAAGCACAGGCAGAACGACGAGUCUUGAUGCUGGUCAAUCCUGCUAGAGAUGCUCCAUAUACGACUGAUACUCUGUACGCCGGCCUUCAGCUCGUGAUGCCAAACGAGACAGCAAAGGCCCACCGACAUACAGCCUUUGCAAUGCGCUUUAUCAUCGAGGGGCAAGGUGGCUUUACCGCCGUCCACGGCAAACGAAUCACCAUGCAGAGAGGAGAUGUCAUCCUUACACCUACGUGGAACUGGCACGACCAUGGGAAGGAUGGCUCAGGACCCAUGAUCUGGCUUGAUGGCCUUGAUCUUCCCAACUUCAGGCACUUCCCCGUGCACUUUGUCGAACACUAUCAGAACCCCCGGUACCCAGCCCAGGACGUUGAUUCGACUGAUUCGCCAAUCGUAUUCCCCUGGAACGUCAUGCAGAAGCGCCUCGAUGACAAGUCAGGCAACUGGACGUCUGAGGAUUACCUUAAGAAGGAUGGACGACCAGUAUCCAAAAUCCUCGGCGGUUCAGCCGAACGACUGAACGCGGGAACACAAUCUCCCGCAGUGCGCGAGACGGCUUCAUCUGUCUACCACAUCGUUACCGGUAGAGGCUACAGCGAGGUAGAUGGACAAAGGAUUCAGUGGAAGCAAGGCGACACGUUCUGCGUCCCCGCGUGGAAUAAGUAUCAGCACACAGCCGAAGGCGACGAGACGGUGUAUCUGUACCGGUUCCAUGACAAACCGAUGUUGACUUCUCUUGGAUUUUACAGGGUGGAGGGCGUCGAUGUCGAGAGCUUCGUGUCGGAUUAG
Exophiala bonariae is the source of this 1017-nucleotide messenger RNA. RefSeq lists its product as uncharacterized. The record is from RefSeq and is a predicted model, not a curated record. The transcript has 3 exons. The coding region runs from base 1 to 1017 and encodes 338 amino acids. Lineage: Eukaryota; Fungi; Ascomycota; Eurotiomycetes; Chaetothyriales; Herpotrichiellaceae. Gene Ontology annotation, molecular function: dioxygenase activity.